Messenger RNA from Lactuca saligna, 264 nucleotides. Lineage: Eukaryota; Viridiplantae; Streptophyta; Magnoliopsida; Asterales; Asteraceae. The record is from the annotation of a GenBank genome assembly.
AUGAAUGCAAGCAAAGUUGAAGAAGAUCUCUUUCAUCAUCACCUUGACUCAAUCGGCGAUCCACAGCCGUUGAUUUUAGAUCGCCAUGACUCAAUCGGCGAUUCUCAGCCGUCGAUUUUAGAUCACCAUGACCACCAGGAGGAGCAACAGCCGCCGUCUGAGUUUUCUCUGCCUCCAAUGUCGGAAUUCGACUUCUUUCGUGAUGAAGAUGAGGAUGAUUCCAUCAGCCAUACCUCUUCUGACGCAGAAGUUCUACACAUUUAA